This is a messenger RNA of Ustilago hordei, 1263 nucleotides long. RefSeq lists its product as uncharacterized. Lineage: Eukaryota; Fungi; Basidiomycota; Ustilaginomycetes; Ustilaginales; Ustilaginaceae. The transcript has a single exon. Bases 1 to 1263 code for a protein of 420 amino acids. Gene Ontology annotation, cellular component: membrane. The record is from RefSeq and is a predicted model, not a curated record.
AUGGUAGGCGCUGCUACUUGCCGCUGGGCCCAUGCGGCCCUCGACCCACAAAGCGACCUGCUCCCCGCUAUGCGUUCCUUCUACGCCUCCUUCACCUCCUACUUUCGCAACACCAAAACCCUCGCCCACAUCGCCACCUACAAAGCCUACUAUGCCGAUGCCGACCCCUUUCACUCUGCGAUGGCCUUCUGUGCGUUUGUCAGCUUGUACGUCUGGAUCAUGGAAAAAAUCACGGGUAACGCAUCGCAAGUGGAUGGUCUUUGGACUUUGCUCCCGCUCAUCUAUUCGCUCCACUUGACGUUCCAUAAGUAUUUCACCUACCAACCCGCCAAGAUCUCGUUCUUUGGCGGUGUACAGCAUGCAAGCAUCUGGGACAAGAUCGAACCUCGUUUGGCGCUCAUGUCAACCUUGUCCUUGCUCUGGUGCAUUAGGUUGACUUACAACGCAUAUAGGAGGGGCAUGUUUAAGCCUGGAGUGCAAGAUUACAGGUGGCCUUUGCUACGAAAGUCUAUGUCCCGACCGGUUUGGGAGAUCUUUUCGAUCUUGUUCAUCGCCAUUGCUCAGAACAUUCUACUCGCUAUCACUGCCUUACCCAAUUACCUCUUGCUCACAACGACUUCGGUUAAACAUGUAACCCAACCAGUCGCUCGUCCCGUCACCAAACUCAUCCUCGGAGACUACAUGCUUGCAGCAUUCUUCAUGGCCAAUCUCACCGUCCAAUUCUUGGCAGAUGAACAACAGUGGAACUACCAGAACUACAAACGUGGUAAAAACGCUCAAGGAAACCCCUUGCCCGCUGCUAUGGUGGAUCCGGUUAGGAAGCUUCCUCUUGAAAAGCAAGCGGUAAUGCCUUAUUGCACCCGGGAAGAUGCCCAGCGAGGUUUCGUGUCAAAGGGAUUGUGGGCUUGGAGUCGACAUCCUAACUUUGCAUGCGAGCAGGUUACUUGGUGGAUUCUAUACGCUUUUGUUCCGCUUACUUUCCAUUGCGGGAAUGUGCAUUGGUCGCAGUUGGUCAAUUAUGCGCUUAUUGCUCCGUUGGCGAUGAACGUGUUGUUCUAUGCAAGUACCGUCUAUUCGGAGGCGGAGAGUGCGAAAAAGUAUCCCGAGUAUAGCGAUUAUCAGAACAGGGUCGGCAUGUUUUUGCCCAUCCAUACAGUCGUGAGGGCGGUGUACUACAAUGUCUUUGCGCAUAAGCAGACAAAGAAGAGCGUGGAGGAGAAUGUUUGGGGUAAGAGCCAGAUUAGUAACAAGAAGAGUCAGUAA